AUGGCCAAGGACAAGUCGGAAGCUGAGAAGCGUGAGCGCAAGGAGGCGAAAAAGGACAAGAAGCGCAAGGCCGAGGAUGAAGGCGACGAUGUUCCGCGCAAAGAGAAGAAGAGCAAGCGCAAGAGCGAGGCCGCCGUUGAUGAGGAUGUUACCAUGGAUGUUGAUGGCGAGACCUCUUUGAUUCAAGUCGAGGGCGCCAACAGUUCCUCCGCGGUCCUGGCAAUCCCGCUUGCAGCUCUGGUGCCUUUCGCCAACCCUCUUGCCGACGACAAGUCGCAGAAGAAAGUGCUCAAGAGUGUAAAGAAGGCCGCCAAAGCCAAAGCCCUCAAGCGUGGCGUGAAAGAAUGUGUCAAAGCCAUCCGUAAAUCUCCGCCAGCGACACCAGCAACCCUCGCAUCCUCCGCUCUUCCCAAUGGAAUUGUAAUCCUCGCCGCCGACAUCUCACCCAUGGACGUCAUCAGCCAUAUUCCCGUCCUCUGCGAAGACCACGGAAUCCCAUACCUGUUCGUCCCAUCGCGUGCAGAGCUCGGAGCUGCAGGGAGCACGAAGCGUCCUACCAGUGUUGUGAUGCUUACGCCCGAGACCGGCAAGAAGGGCGAGGGUGGAGAUGAGUGGACAGAGGCUUACAAGGAGCUGGCGAAGCUGGCCGUUAAACUUGGUCAGGUUGUCAAGGUUUAA
Messenger RNA from Ramularia collo-cygni, 678 nucleotides. Its product is annotated as related to H/ACA ribonucleoprotein complex subunit 2. Gene Ontology annotation, molecular function: box H/ACA snoRNA binding. The transcript is spliced from 2 exons. NCBI's taxonomy places the organism in Eukaryota, Fungi, Ascomycota, Dothideomycetes, Mycosphaerellales, Mycosphaerellaceae. The record is from RefSeq and is a predicted model, not a curated record. The coding region runs from base 1 to 678 and encodes 225 amino acids. Gene Ontology annotation, biological process: ribosome biogenesis; rRNA pseudouridine synthesis; snRNA pseudouridine synthesis. Gene Ontology annotation, cellular component: nucleolus; box H/ACA snoRNP complex.